CCAAGCUCAGAAAACUCGACUCUCCCGAAGCUCAGCUGCAGUCCACCACUCAGUACUCACCGGGAAGGGAAAUUCCGCUCAAUACCGCUCACUCUUUCAGUCUGACCGAAAACCCCACUUCCUUGUCUGUUUCUUAUUUUCUCUCUCUCUCUCUCUCUCUCUAGAUAAUAUACUUCGAAGGAGGAGAAGAAACGGCUCUCAAUCAAAUGUCUCUGAACAGUUAUAAACCCACCGCCAUUUUCUUAAGUAAGCUGUCUACUCGUUCAUGGAGCAUGGUUCUUGCCGUCUUUCUAUGCAUUAUAGGGCUCUACGCAUUAAACCAUUCACACUCAAAGAAACCCAUUCGAGGUGUCCUAAAUGACAGUCGAUUUCAACAAAUUUUCCUCGAUUCCUCCUCCAAUUACACCCUCUCCUCCUACCUCCGCGCCCUCACUCUUCACCCACACCUCGCUGGUACUCAAGCAUCCCUUCAAACGAAGCAGUACGUGGAAACCCAUUUCAAGGACUGUGGUCUUCAGACCCACACAUCAGAGUUCGAAGCACUACUGUCAUACCCUGUGCACUGCUCACUCUCAGUGCAUUACAGGAACGGCUCGUCGAAGGAUCUCCAGUUGACCGAGCCUGGUCAGGCGGGUCGCGUUGUGAUGCCAUACCAUGCCUACUCACCAUCCGGAUCGGCCUUUGCGAAGGCUGUCUUCGUGAACUACGGGAGGGAUGAGGAUUAUGUUGCUGUGGCGGCGCUGGGAGUGAACGUUAGCGAGUGCGUUGUGAUUGCGAGGCGUGGGGAGAUGUCCAGGGGAAUAGUGGUGGAGAAAGCAGCGGAGAAAGGUGCGGUGGCGGUGCUAUUGUACACCGAAGGGGACUUGUUUGGUGGGGUGGAAAGAGGGACUGUGAUGACUGGGUUAGGAGAUCCUCUGACACCUGGUUGGGCGAGUGUUAACGGUGGCGAGAAGCUUGGCUUGGAGGAGAGAGAGGUGACGGAGAGGUUUCCCAGGAUUCCUUCGAUGCCCAUCUCUGCAGAGAACGCCGAGAUGAUUCUGAGGUCGCUUGAAGGACCAAGGUUUCCCUAUGAGUGGAGGAAGGAUUUACAGCGAUCCAAAGUCGGCCGGGUUGGUCCCGGUCCGACUUUUCUCAACUUCACUUACCAGGAGGAGAAAAAGAUGGUUACAAUCCACAAUAUCUUUGCAGUCAUAAAGGGCUGGGAAGAGCCUGACCGCUAUGUGCUUCUAGGAAACCAUAGGGAUGCAUGGACAUAUGGUGCUGUUGACCCCAAUAGUGGAACUGCAGCUCUACUUGACAUUGCCAGGCGAUAUGCCCUUCUUAUGCACUCAGGGUGGACCCCAAGGAGGACCAUUAUUCUGUGCAGCUGGGAUGCAGAAGAAUUUGGAAUGGUUGGAUCUACAGAGUGGGUUGAGCAAAACCUUCUGAAUCUGGGCUCCAAAGCUGUAGCUUACCUUAAUGUUGAUUGUGCAGUGCAAGGACCAGGAUUCUUUGCACGGUCAACUCCCCAGCUGGACAAUCUUCUCACGGCUGUUACAAAGAAGGUCAAGGAUCCUGAUUCUGAGGGAAUGACGGUAUAUCAGACUUGGGCUGCUACAGAAGAAGGAAUUUAUAUCCAAAGGCUCAGUGCAGUGGAUUCCGAUUUUGCCCCGUUUUUGCAUCAUGCGGGGAUUCCUUCUACUGAUCUGUACUAUGGAAAAGAUUUUCCAGUAUAUCAUACUGCUUUUGACUCCUAUGACUGGAUGAUGCAAUAUGGUGAUCCAUCAUUUCACCGUCAUGUGUCUGUUUCUGGAAUUUGGGGACUUUUAGCUCUUCAACUGGCUGGUGAUCCAAUCCUUCCUUUCGACUACGUCUCCUAUGCUGCUCAGUUGCAGGAUUAUGCAAGUUCUUUGAGCAAAUUGGUAGAUGAUGGCACAUCUCUACAUGCCAUAACUACAUCCAUUCAAGGACUUGCUGCUGUUGCUGAAAAAAUGGAAGAGGAAGCAAAGAAAUUAAGAGAGCAAGAGACCAUAGAUGACCUGUUGGAGUUGAAGAGGCAUUCAUUGAAUGACCGUCUAAUGCUUGCAGAAAGGGGCUUCCUGGAUGCAGAGGGUCUUCCAGGACGCCCAUGGUUCAAGCAUUUGGUUUAUGGACCUCUCAGUGAUGAUGAAAGCAAGCUGGUUUUCUUUCCUGGAGUUGCCAAUGCUAUAACUCAGGCUGCAAGAAUGCCAAAGAAACAAGGUCAAUCAGCAAUUCAAAAUGAGAUAUGGAGGGUUGCUAGAGCCAUUCAAAGGGCUGCCGAUGCUCUUAAAGGAGAACUCAUUUGAAGGAUG
Telopea speciosissima is the source of this 2312-nucleotide messenger RNA. RefSeq names its product probable glutamate carboxypeptidase AMP1. The record is from RefSeq and is a predicted model, not a curated record. The transcript is spliced from 10 exons. Bases 207 to 2306 code for a protein of 699 amino acids. Gene Ontology annotation, molecular function: carboxypeptidase activity. Lineage: Eukaryota; Viridiplantae; Streptophyta; Magnoliopsida; Proteales; Proteaceae.